Molecule: messenger RNA, 840 nt
Organism: Purpureocillium takamizusanense
Lineage: Eukaryota; Fungi; Ascomycota; Sordariomycetes; Hypocreales; Ophiocordycipitaceae
Exons: 1
Coding region: 1-840 (279 amino acids)
Source: RefSeq, a predicted model, not a curated record
AUGGCUCAGCGCAACUACCAUCGGGCCCUGGCGUGCCUCCGCUGCCGCGGCAACCUCGCGGACCUUGCUUCGGCGGCGCUCAACCCGUGCACGAAGCAGUACGUGUUCCCGUGCGGGCACAUCCUCUGUCAGCGGUGCUUCGACACGGCCCGGCCCUUCACGGAGGCGUCCCUCUGCAACCGCUGCAACUCGUGCAUCUGGCGGCGCAGCGCCGCGGAGGUGCCCGGCCCGAUUCCCGAGGGCGAGUGCGCGCACCAGGUGGCCUUCUCGGCGGUGGCGGCGGGCGGCGCGGAGAAGCCGCCGAUCCCGCCGGGCGUGUUCAAGCUCGGGUGCGAGACGGUGGGCAAGGCAUGCGGGCGGUGCGUGGCGGAGCGGCUGCUGCGGCGGCUCACGGCGGAGGCGAGAGGGCUGGGGGUGCCCGGGACGGAGUGCGCGGUGGCGUGCCUGGGGACGGGCAUGGACGCGCUGCACGGGUGGGUGGCGCCCGAGAUGACCAUUGAGGAGUUCGGCGCGGGGGGGGCGGCGCCGCUGGCGAUGCCGGAGCUGCGACGUCUGGCCGAGGAGAGGAUGCCGGAGCUGGUGGCCGGGCUCAGCGGCCUGCGGGCGGAGCGCGGGUGGCGGCCGCAGCUGCUGAUGCAGGGCGUGGUGUUUCGCGUGCCGUACGCGGGCGUGGAGCUGCCGAGCGCGACUGGGGGCGCGGAGGGUGAGGGUGAGGGUGAGGGUGAGGAGGAGCCGCUGGACGUGGAGGCGUGGCUCAACAAUCCCGACGGAGACGCGACGGACCACCUGAUGGACUUUUUGGGCGAGCCGGACGACAUGAUUGACUUUGCGUUUGACUAG